GCUGGCAGAGACCGACAGUUCCGUGGGGACCCGUCAGCAGCUCCUGAGAACUCGCAAAAGAACCCAGUGCGACUCUUGUCCUUGGGCUGGGUGCCAUGGACGCCUUCAUCCGCUUCACCAACCAGACCCAGGGCCGGGACCGACUCUUCAGAGCCACUCAGUACACAUGCAUGUUGCUUAGAUAUUUGUUAGAGCCUAAAGCUGACAAACAGGAGGUUGUUAUGAAGCUCAAGAAACUGGAGUCCAGUGUGAGCACUGGCCGUAAAUGGUUCAGACUAGGCAAUGUGGUACAUGCUGUACAGACGAUUCAGCAGAGCAUUCAUGCCACUGACCAAGUGCCCCGCAUCUGCCUAAUAUUAGCCAGCCUGAACCGUGUGAUUUAUUUCAUCUGUGACACCAUCCUUUUUGUGAGGAGCGUAGGGCUCGCCUCUGGCAUUAACAAAGAGAAAUGGCGAAUGUGGGCUGCACGCCAUUACUACUAUUCUCUUCUGCUGAGCCUGGUCAGGGAUCUGUAUGAAAUCUCCCUGCAGAUGGAACAGGUUGCACACGACAGAGCGAAGAAGGAGAAAUCACCAUCCCAGGAUCCUCUUGUGUAUAGCGUGGCUGAUGAGGAAACAGAAUGGCUCCAGUCCUUUCUUCUUCUCUUAUUCCGAUCUCUGAAGAAGCAUCCUCCCUUGCUCCUGGACACAGUGAAGAACUUCUGUGAUAUCCUGAACCCUUUGGACCAGCUGGGGAUCUAUAAGUCCAAUCCUGGCAUCAUAGGCCUUGGAGGUCUCGUGUCCUCUAUAGCAGGCAUCAUCACUGUGGCGUAUCCUCAGAUGAAACUGAAGACCCACUGAGGUGGUUUCAGGCUGAAGACUAGUACCUGCUUUGAAGACAACCUUUUAGUGAAAUGGACAUUUGCAUUAGGCACAGCCAUGUCAUACUGUGCUUACAGACUUAGUCACAUGAGCACUGAGUGACCUGUGAUGUGAACAGAGGUGGGGCCAAGAACGGUGGAGGGAAGAACGUGAAGGUUUAUGUGUUUUCUAGAGUGCUGGAGUGACUUCUGAAUUUCUGAGUAUUUUUCCUUCAUCUGACAUUUAUCGAGCAUCUCUUAUGUGCAUAUUAGGAACUUAGUGGUUGCUGAAUGGAUAAAAAUUAAGAGAAAAAUUGAAAAAGAUCCAAACUAACAAGUGGGCACUAAUAUAAGUGACUUUUGGGCCAUGUGCCUCACUAUUGCCCAACUACAGUAGGUCUGAUACACACCCUCUCUCAGAUUUAGUAGAGGCCCCUUAUUCUCUGAUCAGUUAUCCCACUUCCUCCAUAGCUGCCAGUGCCAGGAUGGAGGAGAGCUGGGUUUAUAGCCUCUUAACUUGGCUUUUACAUCACUGCGCUCCUGUCUUUCCUCUGUCCAGUAGUAAAAUCAGAAGUGCAUCAGGCACCUUCAUGGUAUAAAUUGUGUCUUUAGGUAGCGCAGUAAGGAAACAAAAAAUCAGAAGCAGAUAGAAAGGACUUGAGGUAAAAAUAAUGUGGAAAGUUACAGUUGGUGCCUGCAGGUUUCCCUGUGACAGAUGAGGAGACUUGAGGUUAAAACUGAGGACAGAACCUCAUUUCUCUGACUCCCAAUCCAGUGCUCUUUCCAUAUUUCACUGCCUUCCUGAUUGAGUGGAAGUGCAAGACUCUCCAGAAUCCUGUGCGAAAAGCCUUUUUUAGAACCUUUGUUGGUCAGUGGUUUAUAUUCUAUUCUACAAAAAUUAAAACUAUAUCUAGAUCCACCAGCAGGAUUGUUUUAUUUAAAACCAUAUAACAUUUUGGGCACUUACACGUUAAUUUUCAUCCAAAUUUGUGCAGUUAAGAAAUUUCACGAAUAUGAUGAAAUUCUACUAUAUUCGACAACCACCCUAUUUAUGUAGGGUGGUUGGGGGAGGUGGAGAAGAGCAGUAAGGGGCAAGAGAAGAGGACAGUAGAACGAUGAGUCGAUGCCACUUACUCGUGUUCUUACUUCUCAUCUUGGAUGUUGGGUUCUUAUUUGUGAUUACAGAUCCUCUUAAUUUGAGGCAAGUGAGGUAGAGAAAUAGGGUACCAUCAGGUAAGAGGUCAGUGUCAGUCCUGCCAGUAAAGCCAUCUGACAGGACUGGAUGGAAAGGAGAAAAGAAAUGUGCACUAAGUAAAUUUCCCAUAAAUGUGAUUGAGAUUCUUAAAAAGUAGACUCAGGUCCUUGGCUCUCUAUUUUUAAAGUGUCCAAUCAAGAUAUGGGAUUUGAGAAAGAACAUUUCAGGAAUUUUAAGAGAAAUAAAAGCUGCUAGA
Molecule: messenger RNA, 2289 nt
Organism: Eubalaena glacialis (North Atlantic right whale)
Lineage: Eukaryota; Metazoa; Chordata; Mammalia; Artiodactyla; Balaenidae
Gene: PEX11A
Product: peroxisomal biogenesis factor 11 alpha
Exons: 3
Coding region: 96-839 (247 amino acids)
Biological process (GO): peroxisome fission; regulation of peroxisome size
Cellular component (GO): peroxisomal membrane
Source: RefSeq, a predicted model, not a curated record